Messenger RNA from Drosophila subobscura, 890 nucleotides. RefSeq lists its product as uncharacterized. The transcript is spliced from 3 exons. The record is from RefSeq and is a predicted model, not a curated record. Bases 296 to 754 code for a protein of 152 amino acids. NCBI's taxonomy places the organism in Eukaryota, Metazoa, Arthropoda, Insecta, Diptera, Drosophilidae.
GUCACAACGAAACCUUGAAAACCUCACACUCAAUUUCAACUAUUUGACUUCAAUUUUAAUUUUAAAUUUAAAUUUAAACCGAACAAAACAUUAAGCUCAAGCGCUAUGUUUCGCCAAAUAAAUAUUAUGUUUAUUCGCGGUGCGCAGCGGAACUUGUACGAGGCACCACUGUGCUGCAACAAAAACAGUUUACAACAGAACUCAAAAACUAUUGCAGUUUGGUCUCAGAAAAAUAAGCAAAAGACCAUCGCAACAAAAGAGGCGUCUGCCCUUGUGGUUUCAGGCAAGUCUGAGAAUGGAUGCUUCGCCGAGAAACAGCAAAGACGACAACGAACAGAUGUCUACUGGUCCUCAUAACAUUACUGAAUAUAGUCAGACGCCACUCUGGCGCCCAUCUAUACCGUGUGUUCCCAUGCCUUGCCAUCGGGGGCCCCUAGUGCUCCAAAAGGAGGCCUCCAAAGUGGACUCGCAGUUUCCCAAAGAUGACACGAAGCUGAAACUAAACCGCCGUGACUAUUUGCGCCAGAUGUACAAGGAUAACCGAAUGAACCUCAUAGAGAAGAAAGCGGCCACCGAUAUGCAAAUGGACUCAACAAAAUCCACUAAAGAGUUUUUAAAUCCUGCUCGCUUGGAAUUUGUGAAUCUGAAGUGGAAAGAGCGCCAAGAAGAGAUUGAGAAGCGACAGCAGGAGACAGACAAGAAGUACGUCUCCCGAUUCGAGAUGAAUGCGGGCCGAAAGGAGAGAAUUAUAUAACCAGUCGAAAACCCUCUCCUUGACUUGUGCAGAGACACGUUGAGUCCCAGGCUUUUAGCAUUUUCACGUUGAAACAGUUAAUUGUUAAAAUUCAUGCAAUCAUCCGACAAAGAGCCAACAGCAGCAAAUUAUACAU